Dermacentor silvarum is the source of this 1227-nucleotide messenger RNA. Its product is annotated as acanthoscurrin-2-like. Bases 338 to 958 code for a protein of 206 amino acids. NCBI's taxonomy places the organism in Eukaryota, Metazoa, Arthropoda, Arachnida, Ixodida, Ixodidae. The transcript is spliced from 5 exons. The record is from RefSeq and is a predicted model, not a curated record.
AAAAAGGGCGCAUUUUUGUUGUGAUGCCAUGCAACAUCUGGUCGUUGACUCGUGCUCUUUGAUAGCUCUGCAGAUUCUGCUCCCUGGAUAAGUGAAGAGCUGCCUGUAAAGUGUUCAUCAUGACGACACGUAGACCCAAUCAGAGCUUGAAGGCAACGAUCUUUAUAGCGAUCCUGUGCGUCUCUUCUGGUGACGUCAUUCCUGGCAGGAAGUUUUUGCGCGUAUACAGAUGCGCCCAAACAAAAGUGGGGCAGCUCCGGCGGAGUGCACCAUCUCAGUGAAUACAUCCGAGUGAGGACGCAAAGCAUUAAAUCAGGAUAACUUGAGACGGCGCUACAUGGCCAACAUGCUUUCGUGGACGAUCAAGAGUGGAAAGGGUGCGUUGCUAGCGGCACUUUUUCUCAUCAUGUGUGGAAGUGGUGGCUCCACUAACGGAUCCGGAAGUGGAAGUUUGUCGGGUAGCAGUGGAAGUGAUACCGGCAGCACCAACAACAGCAAAAUAUCCGUAGAGGUCGUACUUGGUGCAGGUGGAAAUCCCGGCAACGGAGGGACCGCAGGUAUCCCCGGCAUCGGAGGCAGUGUACCAGGACUCGGAAGUAUUGGAAGUGGUGGAGCAGGAAGCGUCCCAGGAAGUGGAGGCAGCGUCUCGGGAUCAGGAAUUCCUCCCGGUGGCGCCGGAAGCGUGCAGGGACUCGGUAGUGUACCAGGACUAGGAAGUAUUGGAAGCGGUGGAGCAGGAACAGGAGCGAUACAACCGGGCGUUGGAUCUGGCGGUCUCGGAAGUCCCACCGGUGGCCUGCCAGGUGGCGGAGCAGGCGGAGGUGUUCCAGGUGUUGGAAUUCCGUCGGGAUCCGGAACAGGAGUGGGCAGCGAUGGAAGCGGAACCACAGAUGCCAACCAGGUCAAAGUCGUCCUGACAGUUAAGGGUGAUGACAGUAACGGUGGAGUGAGCGGGUGAAUGGGGCUUGACAGGAGUGUGCCAUGGUGGUAAAUACGUUUCAGUAGAGAAUAUAGAUUGUUUGGAGGGAGUCGAAGGGCUUGAUAGAUAAGCGACGCUGCUGGAUCACUGUAAUGCUCUAGCUAACCUGCACCGGCCUACUUAGGCGAAUACUUGUACGCGGUUGAAGUCAAUAUACGCACGUUGUUGCCACCAUGUUGAAAAGAUGCUGGCGUUCUUGUAGUCUUUUGUCACAUUGAACGAAUAAAAAUGAAUAUGUAGUAAACGUU